AUGGAUUAUCCCAAAAUGGAUUAUUUUCUGGAUGUGGAGUCUGCUCAUAGACUCUUGGAUGUCGAGUCGGCUCAGAGAUUCUUGGAUGUUGAGUCGGCUCAGAGAUUCUUCUACAGUCAAGGAGCUCAAGCUCGCCGGGCGACCCUGCUCCUGCCUCCCACCUUAAUGGCGGCAUCUUCGGAGGAUGACAUAGACAGGCGGCCCAUCAGGAGAGUCCGCUCCAAGAGUGACACGCCAUACCUCGCGGAGGCCAGGAUUUCCUUCAACCUGGGGGCAGCUGAGGAAGUGGAGAGGCUGGCGGCAAUGCGUUCUGACUCCCUCGUCCCAGGUACCCAUACCCCACCCAUUCGGAGGAGAAGUAAGUUUGCCAACCUGGGAAGGAUUUUCAAGCCUUGGAAAUGGAGGAAGAAGAAAAGCGAAAAGUUCAAGCACACAUCUGCAGCCCUGGAAAGGAAAAUAUCAAUGAGGCAAAGCAGAGAGGAGCUGAUAAAACGAGGAGUCCUGAAGGAAAUUUAUGACAAAGAUGGGGAGCUCUCCAUAUCCAACGAGGAGGACUCCCUGGAGAACGGACAGUCCCUGAGCGCCAGCCAGCUGUCUCUGCCUGCCCUGUCAGAAAUGGAGCCCGUCCCGAUGCCCAGAGAUCCCUGCUCAUAUGAGGUGCUCCAACCUUCAGACAUCAUGGAUGGGACAGAUUCUGGCGCCCCUGUGAAAUUGCCUUGUCUGCCAGUGAAACUGUCACCUCCGCUACCUCCAAAGAAAGUCAUGAUCUGUAUGCCUGUAGGAGGGCCAGACCUCUCGCUGGCAUCCUAUGCAGCCCAGAAGAGUGGCCAACAGAGUGGAGCCCAGCACCACCACACGGUCCUGCCGUCCCAGAUCCAGCACCAGCUGCAGUAUGGCAGCCUUGGCCAGCACCACCCCUCUUCUAGCGGCUCCCUCCCCAUGCACCCCUCCAGCUGCAGGAUGAUAGAUGAGCUGAAUAAGACACUGGCCAUGACCAUGCAAAGGCUGGAAAGCUCUGAGCAGCGAGUCCCCUGCCCUACUUCUUAUCACAGCUCCGGUUUGCACUCGGGUGAUGGUAUCACAAAAGCAGGACCUCUGGGCCUUCCAGAAAUAAGACAAGUGCCAACUGUUGUGAUUGAAUGUGAUGACAAUAAAGAAAAUGUGCCUCAUGAUUCAGACUACGAAGAUUCUUCCUGUCUCUACACAAGGGAAGAGGAGGAGGAGGAGGAAGACGAGGAUGAUGACAGCUCAUUGUACACCAGCUCCCUGGCCAUGAAGGUGUGCCGGAAGGACUCCCUAGCCAUCAAACUCAGCAACAGGCCCUCCAAGCGAGAGCUAGAAGAAAAGAACAUCCUUCCCAGGCAGACAGAUGAAGAGAGGCUGGAGCUGAGGCAGCAGAUCGGCACCAAGCUCACUAGGCGGCUAAGCCAGAGGCCUACCGCAGAGGAGUUGGAGCAGAGGAACAUUUUGAAACCUCGGAACGAACAAGAGGAACAAGAGGAGAAAAGAGAGAUCAAGAGGAGGCUAACUCGAAAGCUCAGCCAGAGGCCCACAGUGGAAGAACUCCGGGAAAGGAAGAUCCUCAUCCGCUUCAGCGACUACGUGGAGGUGGCUGACGCCCAGGACUACGACCGCAGGGCCGACAAGCCGUGGACCCGCCUCACAGCUGCCGACAAAGCUGCCAUUCGGAAGGAGCUGAAUGAAUUUAAAAGCACUGAGAUGGAAGUUCAUGAGCUGAGUAGACAUCUAACAAGGUUUCACCGACCUUAA
Messenger RNA from Pipistrellus nathusii (Nathusius's pipistrelle), 1770 nucleotides. Lineage: Eukaryota; Metazoa; Chordata; Mammalia; Chiroptera; Vespertilionidae. The record is from the annotation of a GenBank genome assembly.